GCCCAAAUAAAAUGCCCACCAUGACAGUUAUGCUCCUAAUUCUUUCCGCGCCCCUGCAGUCCAUGCUCUACCCUCUCUCGACGGUAAUCGGUAACGGUCACUUACCGGUCAAUUUCUCUUCUCUUUAAGAGUUCACUAGAAAGUUACUUCUACUCCUCGCAAAAUCCACUUGAUCGCUUACUGCUCUCUCUCUCUCUCUAUCUCUCUCUCUCUGCAACUCCCUCUCUUUACUCUUUUUAAAUUAUACUUAAAGAGGGGUUUAUGGUGAUAAAGAGGCGCAAAGUGAAUGCUAGGGUUUUGUGAUGGUGGUCUUGAAGAAUGAUAUAUGAAGUGAUUUUUGAAUUUUGGUCUCAAUAAUGGUGGCUGCGGUUUCCACUCCAAUAAACCCCAAUACGACACCGGCAGCGGCGGUAGCCAAGCAAAACCGUAACGCAACUAGGCCUCUUCUGUUACCAUCGGACCCCGACAAUGCACUCGCACCUGGCCGCCCAAAAUCCCGUGAAGUUACUUCUCGAUACAUGUCUUCUUCGUCUUCCUCUUCUUCCACAGCGAAGCGCUCCUCAUCGCCGCCGAUUUCGCGGCCAACGGGUAUGAUGACCCCAAUGCCUUCCGCACCUUCUACAAUCAAACGAUCGCAAUCCGUCGAGCGGAGGAGGCCUAUAGAUUUGAGGAUUGGGAAUGGUAUUAGUGGGGAAGUGUCAAAUGCGCAGAAGAUGCUGAUUACUUCUACGAGAAGUUUGUCAGUCUCGUUUCAGGGGGAGUCAUUCUCCCUUCAAGUGAGUAAAGCAAAACCUGCUCCGUCGCCAAUUAGAGCAAGGAAAGGUACGCCAGAGAGAAGAAAAGCUACGCCGACGCCCACGAGAGGAGCGGAUCAGGUGGAGAAUUCAGGGCCGGUGGAGCACCAGCGGUGGCCAGGGAGAUUGCGGCAACCGAAUUCUCUGAGUAGGAGUGUGGAUUGCACUGACGAUAGGGAGAGAUUAACUGGAUCUGGAGUGAAUAUGAAUGUUGUCAGGGCAUUGCAGAGCUCCUUGGUGGAUAAUAGGUCCUCAGUUGAGAGCAGAUUGAGCUAUGAUUCCAGCAAUAUUGAUUCAGAGAAGCCCAUUGAUACCAAUGGAUACGAUACACACUGCGAUCCACUUGUAGUUUCUGAUACUGAGAGUGUGUCCUCUGGUGUUACUUCUGAAGGUGUUAGUAAUGUUGGUGGUGGUGGACAAGGACAACGUGGAAUAAUGGCACCUGCGAGGUUCUGGCAAGAGACUAACAACAGACUCCGGCGCGAGCCAGAACCUGGCUCCCCAGUCUCCAAGACCGUCGGAUUGAAAGGACCUGCACCAACUAAAUCUAUCGCACCCAAGAAGCUUAUUGAUAGCCCAGUGUCGUCACCCAAAGGAGUUGUGAAUACUAGGGGACAGCUGUCUCCUAUUCGUGGCGGAGCAUUACGGCCUGCUUCACCUGGUAAGCUUGGGGCACUUUCACCAAUGAGGGGAGUGAGCCCAUCUAGGAAGAGAAAUGCUGCGGGAGCCGUGGUGAAUAGCAAUUUAAGCAAUUUGAAUAAUACACCUUCAAUUUUGAGCUUUGCUGCUGACAUUCGGAGAGGCAAGAGUGGGGAGCAUCGGAUUGUCGAAGUGCAUUUGUUGAGGAUUUUAUAUAAUCGGUUGUUGCAAUGGCGUUUGGUAAAUGCCAGAGCUGAUACUGCGUUGUCAGCACAGAGGUUGAAUGCAGAGAGAAGACUGUAUAAUGCACGCAUGGCAACCUCAAAACUGCGUGAAUGUGUCAAAGCAAAAAGAAUGGAGUUACAAUGUUUGAGGCAAAAUUUGAAGCUAAUUUCCAUCCUCAAGGGGCAGAUGAUAUAUUUGGAAGAAUUUGCACUUAUAGACCAGGAUUUUUCCCGUUCUUUAUCUGGGGCUAUUGAAGCUUUGCGGGCUAGCACACUUCGCCUCCCCAUUGUUGGUGGUGCAAGGGCAGAUGUCCAAAAUGUGCAGGAUGCCAUCUGUUCGGCACUUGAUGUGAUGCAGGCAAUGGCAUCCUCAGUAUGCAUAUUAUCAUCAAAGGUUGGGGAAGUAAACUCUCUGGUGGCUGAACUUGCUAAUUUAGCUGGAAAGGAGCAUGCUUUGCUUGAUCAGUGCAAGGAUCUCUUGUCAAUCAUUGCAGCCGUGCAGGUGAUGGAAUAUAGCCUGGGAUCGCAUUUUAUACAACUAAAACGUAUACCUUCCAGUCUAACAGCAAAAGUGUAAAGCUCAUAUCACUUGACAGCCUACCCUAAAUGCUAACAUCAAACCAGAUCUUUUUUUUCCUCGGAUUCAAGGAGGAGCCAGAUGUAAUAAAAGAAGUAUCAAAUCAAACGGUUGAUUGCUUGUAAAAGCAGAAAAUAGCACACUUGGCCUGUUGGCUGCAAAAAGGAUGGUCCUAUUAUAUGCAUAGAUUGCAUAGAGUUGUUGUUAUUCUCUCUCUAUAUUCGGAUUAGAUUGUAUAGAGGUGCUUUCUCUAUAAGGCAGAGAAAAAUAUAUGUAAAUAUGUUGUAAUGAUGUUUCCAAUUUUCCUUUUAUUCAAUAGCUCUACCUCUAGGCAAUUUGUGACCCGUUGUUUUUCUGUAUAUAUCAAGGUUAAAUGGUAAAUUGGUAAACUGUGUUUCCACUUA
Molecule: messenger RNA, 2638 nt
Organism: Hevea brasiliensis (rubber tree)
Lineage: Eukaryota; Viridiplantae; Streptophyta; Magnoliopsida; Malpighiales; Euphorbiaceae
Product: QWRF motif-containing protein 2
Exons: 6
Coding region: 357-2234 (625 amino acids)
Biological process (GO): centrosome cycle; spindle assembly
Cellular component (GO): cytoplasm; centrosome; nuclear microtubule
Molecular function (GO): microtubule binding
Source: RefSeq, a predicted model, not a curated record